UCUUCUCAAAACAAAAAUCAAUAAUUAGAGCUUUACUCAAAUGGCAGAAUUGGCUGUGUCUUUAGUUGUUGACCACCUACUUCCACUGUUAACAGAAGAAGCCAAUCUGUUGAGAGGUAUUCACAAGGAAUUUGCAGAUAUAAAAGAUGAACUUGAAAGCAUUCAAGCAUUCCUUAAGGAUGCUGAUAAAAGAGCUUCAACAGCUGAAGGAGACAACUCUAGUGAAGGAGUCAAAACUUGGGUGAAGCAAGUUAGGCAAGCAGCUUUUCACAUUGAAGAUAUCAUUGAUGAUUAUAUGAUCCAGGUGGGACAGCAGCCUCCUCAUUCUGGAUGUGUAGCUUUGUUCCAUAAGCUCAAAAGUAUGAUCUCUCGCCAUCGAAUAGCGUCUGAGAUUCGAGACGUUAAGUCAUAUAUUCAUGGGAUGAACGAAAGAAGUGAAAGAUAUGGCUUCCAACGUUCUUUGGAACAAAGAUCAAGCAGUUCUAGAGAAGCUCAGAUUUCCAAAUGGCAUGACCCUCGAUUGUCUGCUCUUUACAUGGAAGAAUCUGAAGUUGUGGGCUUUGAAGAGCCAAGGAAAAAGUUGAUUGAUUGGAUGGUAAAUGGAAGGGGCGAGCGCACUGUAGUUUCCGUGGUAGGGAUGGGAGGGCAAGGAAAAACCACUCUUGCCAAGAAAGUAUUUGACAGCAAGGAUGUCGUUGGCCACUUCAAUUGUCGUGUAUGGAUCACAGUCUCUCAAUCAUAUAAUGCUGAAGACUUGUUGAGGAAGAUCCUGAUAAAGUUAUGCAAAGAAAAAGGAGACAAUGAUCCUAGGGAUUUUUCUCAAAUGGAUCGAGCAUCAUUGACCGAUGAAGUGCGAAACUACUUGCAGCAAAAGAGGUAUGUUAUUGUGUUUGAUGAUGUUUGGAGUGUACAUUUUUGGGAUGAUAUUGAAUUAGCUGUAUUUGAUAAUAAAAAUGGAAGUAGGAUAGUUAUCACAACUAGGAACCAAAAAGUUGUGAUUUCUUGUAAAAAAUCUUCUUUCAUUGAGAUUCUUAUGUUGGAACCUUUAACUCAAGAACAAUCUUUAGAGCUGUUCAAUAAGAAGGCAUUCAAAUUUGAAUGUGACGGGUGCUGUCCAAAAGAGCUCACUGGUAUAGCCAUUGAAAUUGUUCAAAAGUGUAAUGGCUUACCUCUAGCAAUUGUGGCCAUUGGUGGGCUUUUGUCUACAAGAGAGAAAACUUGGUUUGAGUGGCAUAAAUUUAGAGAAAACCUAAGUUUAGAGCUAAAGAAAGAUACAAAUUUGAUAGGGAUAAAAGAAAUUCUUGGUUUAAGCUAUGAUGAUUUACCUUAUUAUCUCAAGUCAUGUUUGUUGUAUUUUGGAAUAUAUCCAGAAGAUUAUGUAGUUAGAUCAAAGAGAUUGAUUCGGCAAUGGAUAGCUGAAGGGUUUGUGAAGGAGGAAAAGGGGAAGACUUUGGAUGAAGUAGCAGAAGGAUAUUUAAUAGAGUUGAUUCAUAGAAGCUUGGUGCAAGUAUCCUCACUUAGAAUUGAUGGUAAGGUUAAAUUUUGUCGUGUUCAUGAUCUAAUACGCGAGAUGAUCCUUGAAAAAAAUGAGGAUUUAAAUUUUUGCAAGCAUAUUGAUGAUGGACAAUCACCUUUAAGUGGAAUAAUUCGACGCUUAUCAAUAAUAGCCUACGAACGAACCAAUUUUGAUGAUUUAAUUCCGCGAAAUGAAAGGUCGCAUGUUCGGUCCUUAUUAAGUUUUACAAAUGAAUUAUCAAAUUUCUCAUUUUAUAGGACAAUCCCUAAAAAAUAUAGGUUGUUGAAGGUUCUUGAUUAUGAAUAUGUUCGGUUUUCUGAUGUUCCUAAUGAGUUGGGAAAUUUGGUCCAUUUGAAGUAUUUAAGGCUGAACUAUAUUACAGUUGGUAAUAUUCCAAAAUCCAUUGGCAUGCUCCAUAACCUAGAGACCUUAGAAAUAUGGCAUAGAGACACCCUUAUGUUGCCAAAAGAGAUUGGCAAGCUUAGAAAGCUAAGACAUCUUAUCGGCACAAUUAUUUCUUUGAUUGAAGUAAAGAGUGGUAUUGGAGAGAUGUCAUCCCUACAAACGCUACGUUGUGUUGAUUUAGAUAUGGAUGGAGCUGCAGAGGUAAUUAAAGAGUUAGGAAAGCUGAAACAGGUCAGGGAAUUGGGGUUGAUUAAUGUUCGUCGAGAAGAUGUCAGCCUACUAUCUUCUUCAAUCAAUGAUAUGCAACAUUUGGAGAAACUAAUUGUUGGAUCAUAUAAGAAUACAGAUAAACUCAAUGAUUUGGAUUUGAUUUCUUUGUCAACUACGCUUCGAAAACUUACACUACGUGGAAGGCUAGAGAAGUUGCCAGAGUGGAUGAUAGAGCUUCAAAAUAUUGUUGAGUUGAAGUUGAUGUACUCCCGUUUCACUGAAGAUCCAAUUAAAUCCCUAAAAAGUUUGCAAAACUUGUUGAAGCUCUCUAUAGGCAUUGGUUCUUGUGUAGGGCUAAAGUUGCAUUUUGAAGAUGGAUGGUUUCAGAAACUAAAGGAAUUGCAUGUUGGAUAUGCGGAUGAAGUAAGAGCUGUUAUCAUCCACAAAGGUGCGCUUCCUUCUCUUAAAAAGCUCGAGUUACUAGUACUGGGCAGACUGAAGAAUAUACCUACUGACAUUGAGCACUUGGAGAAUCUAGAAGUUCUCCACAUUCAAAGUAUGGAACUUGAACCUGUGGAAACACUUUCUAUUGAGGAUAUGAAUUGGGUCAUGGAGCAUGUACCCCAUGUAGAAUUCAGCCUUCAUCAUGAUCAGUAUGCUUCCUUCAGGCAUUGAGCUUCAAGUGCAAUGGCAAUUCAGAUUCUCCACAUGGACUUUUACUACAACAACACUUUAAAAAAAAUUAUAUGUUCUGUUCUCUAAUAAUGAUGUAAGAAAUCUCUAAAUUGUUUCUUUUGAUUUGAUAUUUGAGUUGUUUGUAAUUGUAGUAUAUUAUGUAUGCAUGUAUUGGGCAUGUAGCUCCUUUUAAAUUAUGUACUCAGCAUUUUAAUUCAACUUCAAACCGUAUAUUUCAACAACCGGCCUGUAUGUAUCACUAUUAUCAACCGUGGCAUUGUAUCUU
Vicia villosa (hairy vetch) is the source of this 3092-nucleotide messenger RNA. RefSeq names its product disease resistance protein RPM1-like. The transcript is spliced from 2 exons. NCBI's taxonomy places the organism in Eukaryota, Viridiplantae, Streptophyta, Magnoliopsida, Fabales, Fabaceae. The record is from RefSeq and is a predicted model, not a curated record. Gene Ontology annotation, molecular function: ADP binding. The coding region runs from base 41 to 2806 and encodes 921 amino acids. Gene Ontology annotation, biological process: defense response to other organism.